Messenger RNA from Monopterus albus (swamp eel), 2663 nucleotides. Its product is annotated as RNA-binding protein Nova-1-like. The transcript is spliced from 5 exons. Gene Ontology annotation, molecular function: RNA binding. NCBI's taxonomy places the organism in Eukaryota, Metazoa, Chordata, Actinopteri, Synbranchiformes, Synbranchidae. The coding region runs from base 755 to 1729 and encodes 324 amino acids. The record is from RefSeq and is a predicted model, not a curated record.
CCUGCGCUCCCUCCAGCAGCCAGUCAGAGAAGGGAUGCUCUGAACGCAAGACUGCAGCAUCUUCACCGAGAGAACAGGCAGGAAAAAACGUCUUUUUCCGUGUGUAGCACCGCAUCUCCGUACCCUCCUCACCCACCCCGCCAUUCCCGGGUGUCUUCAUCAUCGGAGCCAGGACAGGAUAAGAAGACAGAAAUUAUAGCUCUUCAGUAAUACAUCGGAUUUUUUGUAUCAUUAUUAUUGCUUAGCCGAACUUCUUUUUUCUUAAUUGAUUUCAUUUCUUUGUCUUUCGGUUGGGUUUCUGUUUUGUUGUAUUUAUUGUUCCGCUUCGCUGGCUGUUGCAGAGGAGCGCCACCAUCCUGCACCGCCUGACAUGAGUAUGCUCUUUUAUCCGGUUGCUGCGGAAUGACACACAUAUCCUAGUCUGCAUUUCAAGGUUGAUGGGAGAUUGACGCUCCAUUUGCACGUAUUAUUAUCACAGAAGAUAGUCCAUCUGCACAGGUUUCGGAUUUUUUCUUCUCUGAGCCGAUCAUCCGCCGCUUUCUGUCCCUGUGCAGCAUCUCCCCUACGCACGGCACUGUGCAGGAGAAGCGCGCGACUAGCCUCCCUCGUCCGUAAGAAAACAAGCGUAUUUUCCAAUUCCUUAGUCGCUUUCGCCUUCUGUAAGGACUCAUCUACACGGCUACGCUGCGUAAAAAACGGAAAAGGGGGGAUUUAAACGCAAGCGCAGCCCAAGCAUCCGAGAGCAAGCUCGAAAAUGAUGGCCGGCGGAGCAGUACAGCAAAACGGGAUUUUCUCAAAUCCUCACCAUCACAAUCAACAACCACACAUGGAGUCCGAUCCCCCGGACUCGCGUAAAAGACCCCUGGAGACUCCAACUGAGGCCAGCAGCACCAAACGCACAAACACUGGAGAGGAAGGCGAGUACUUCCUGAAGGUUUUGAUUCCCAGCUAUGCGGCCGGUUCGAUCAUCGGGAAGGGAGGUCAGACCAUCGUCCAGCUGCAGAAAGAGACCGGAGCCACCAUCAAACUGUCCAAAUCCAAAGACUUCUAUCCCGGGACAACAGAGCGGGUGUGUCUGAUCCAGGGGACAGUGGAGGCGCUGAACGGCGUCCAUGACUUCAUUGCUGAGAAGGUGAGGGAGAUGCCACAGAGCACCCAGAAGACAGAGCCGGUCAGCAUCCUGCAGCCGCAGACCACCGUCAACCCCGACCGUGUCAAACAGGCCAAGCUGAUCGUCCCCAACAGCACAGCAGGGCUGAUCAUCGGUAAAGGUGGAGCUACAGUCAAGGCGGUGAUGGAGCAGUCAGGAGCAUGGGUCCAGCUAUCCCAAAAGCCUGAGGGCAUCAACCUGCAAGAACGUGUGGUCACUAUCAGUGGAGAGCCUGAGCAGAACCGCAAAGCUGUGGAGAUCAUUGUCCAGAAGAUCCAGGAGGAUCCACAGACAGAGAAGCUAGCAGAAGGAGCCAAGGAAGUGGUCGAGAUCGCCGUGCCAGAAAACCUGGUGGGAGCCAUCUUGGGAAAAGGAGGGAAGACACUAGUGGAGUACCAGGAGUUGACGGGCGCCAGGAUCCAGAUCUCUAAGAAAGGCGAAUUCAUCCCUGGAACUCGGAACAGGAAGGUGACCAUCACGGGUUCCCAGGCUGCCACGCAGGCUGCACAAUAUCUGAUCAGCCAGCGAAUCACCUACGAGCAGGGGGUACGCGCCACCAACCCACAGAAGGUGGGCUAAACCUGACAGCCAAUGAGAAACGAGGAGGAAAAGAGUGGGGGCUUGGGGGAGGAGUACAAAAAAAGUGAAAGUGAGAAUGGAAAAAGGAGAGGAGAGCCAGAAUGUCGGAAGGAAUCGUCGGUGCCGCUUUCUUAUGCGUGUUGUCAGUAUUCUCUAUUAAAAAUUUUUUGGCGCGAAGCAAAAAUGUGCUGAGAAGACGAGGAGGGAGAGGAGCGAGUUAUGCUGAAAAACCAAGAAAUAAUGUGUAAAAUGUAAAUAAGGUUUUAUUACUUAACGUCUUGACCUUUUGGGAUUUUUUUAUUGUUUCAGUUUUUUGUUUUGUUUUGUUUAGUAAAUUAAGCUGUCUGUUUGUUUUUGUGUAUUGUGUGGACAAAGCUGAAUGCAAUGUAGGCAGGCUGACUGCCUGAGAGGUUACUGGAGGUGGGGGGAGGGAGGGGUAUGGGUCCUGAGGGGAGGGAAGGGUUGACAUUUACUGGGUGCAACCCUUCACCCCCAACCCAAAAUCCAGUAUAGAAGCAACCCUUACCCCUCGCUCCCCCUGCAGCCCAUACCCUUCACCCUCCCAUGGGAGUUUUUUUUUUUUUUCUACUUUUGAUUUGCCCCUCAACCCCAUCUCCUCACCUCCUCCCCCUGCUGUGCCCACACCCCCUUUUAAAAGGGUUUUAUAGUGAGCAGGACUGCAAACUUCAGCCUGGUGUGUGAAAGAAGAAAUGUCCACAACUCCCCCCAACAUCUUUUAUUCUUUCCCCCGAAGAUGAUCUCACCUCCCUCCUCCUCCUUUGGGAGAUGCAGGAAGAGUGAGGUGGAACUGGGGAGCGGUGGGUGGGGGGAGAAUAAACUAGGCGUUUCUUCAUUGCACACCCCCCGUAUACCCUGUGAUGUAUCCUACAAGCAGUGCAGCGCGACAGGGGUGCUAUGGCAUGUAGCGCCCCCC